Messenger RNA from Penaeus monodon (black tiger shrimp), 1724 nucleotides. Its product is annotated as another transcription unit protein-like. Gene Ontology annotation, cellular component: nucleus; Cdc73/Paf1 complex. Gene Ontology annotation, molecular function: RNA polymerase II C-terminal domain phosphoserine binding. The record is from RefSeq and is a predicted model, not a curated record. Gene Ontology annotation, biological process: positive regulation of transcription elongation by RNA polymerase II; transcription elongation by RNA polymerase II. NCBI's taxonomy places the organism in Eukaryota, Metazoa, Arthropoda, Malacostraca, Decapoda, Penaeidae.
UCUCGAAGGAAAUUGGAUGAGGAAGAGAAGGGAAGCAAGAGGAAAUGGAGGGAGGGGGAAUCACCACGGCAAAGAAAGACUGCCAGAUACGGUGAGAGCAAGAGUAAUUGCGACGGUAAAAGCCACGGAUACGCUCACAAGAAGAGGAAAAGCUCGUCCAGGGAAAAUGCCGAAAGAAGUUCAAGGUGUGAAGGAUCAUCGGGAAACUCAUCUGAGUGGAGCAGAAGUGGAACCAGCAGGUCACACACAGUUUCCUACAGAGUGGCAUCACAUUCAUCACCUGAGAGAGAAAUGAAAAGAAGGAGGACAUCUCGGGAGAGGUGGAAGUCAGGCUCCCCUAGAAGAUGUCCAAGCAUGUCACCGUUGUUGUCAUCACCGUCACCUUCAUCAUCAGAGAUGUCAUCGCCUGUUUUGCAUGCGAAAUCUUCCUCCUCGCUCACGCCUCCAAGAAAUGUGGCAUCAACAUCGACUUCAUCAAGAUCAUUUCUGUCACCACCAACAGUCUCCAUACCUGCAGUAUCACCAGCUACUGUAUCUACAGAUUCUGGAUGUAAUUCAGGGAACAUCUUAAACCCAGACAUCAUGAAACAACUGGAGAGAGCAGAGGAAGACCUGAAGAACAAUCUGGUAUCAGAAUACCAGGUGUUUCAAGAAGUACCAGAAAUACAUCCACAGUUUGAAGAGGUGCAUGACAUGUUUAUGGAAGAGUACAAAGGGAAAUUCGGAGAUGUGGUAGACUCAGAAUUGUGUGAGACAAUUUGGAAAAAGUUUUGGAAGGAAGUUUUGCAAGGGAAACAAGAAUCCGAGUGUCAGGAGAAACUUGAAGUGCUCAGAAAGCAGUACAAGGCUCUUGACCUUGAGAAAAGCAUUACAGAUCCUUCCAAGGAUGGGUGUAAGGCUAGUGAAAAUAGUAGAGCGACUAGUCUUCAGGGGCAAUCAAAUAAUAUCCAUGAUAUUAUAAGUAGUGAGAAGUCCCAAAAGGAUAAGGGAAGUGAUAUUUCUGGUAUGAAUGCAGACUUAGUAAAAUGCUCUUUGUUGGAAGCAUUUACUUUACUGGAGGAACUUUCAGAAUUUCUUGGUAUUUAUGCUCCAGCAAUGAAAAUGUUAAUGGAAGAAGUUGUGAAAUUAGGUGUAAGUUCUAAAGAAGCUUUAGAAGUUUUAAGCACUGAUGAUAAUAACAUAUUGAUUAAAAUGGUGUCUUACAAACUUUUAAGUCUGAGCAAAGCAGUAGAAAGUCCUCUUAGUGAUAAAUUGCUUGAAGGAAGCACUGAAACCUUAAAAUUACUCCAGUAUUCACUAAUGCCACCAGAAGCCAAGAAAUCCUUCAAUGGAGUUGAUAUAGAAGCUGUUGCAAAAUCCUCCCAUGGUAAGGAUGUUUCGUCAACCAUUGAGAUGAUAAAGAAAUCGCUCAAGGAAAGUGGCACUGACAAUUACUCAGCAGAGGAUGUUCACCAGAUUUAUCUAGCUGUGUCUCAUCAGCAGUUUGAAAUGACUUUCUAGAUCAGAAAUAGUUGCUUGUGAUGAAAAAUUACUGAAGGCAGAAUCUGCAGUGAAUAUUAGAAGUGUUUGACAUAUUUCCUUUUCAUUUCUAAUAAAUAAGAUAAAAAUAAUGAAUAUAUUUUUUAUGAUUUCAGGACAAUUUUGGAUGUACGGAUCUUAAUAAAAUUGCUGUACAGAACAUGUUGCAUGUUCUUACCUAAGAGAAAUUAAAAGUUUCCUUUUUA